Messenger RNA from Brassica oleracea var. oleracea, 1472 nucleotides. RefSeq names its product transcription repressor MYB4. The record is from RefSeq and is a predicted model, not a curated record. NCBI's taxonomy places the organism in Eukaryota, Viridiplantae, Streptophyta, Magnoliopsida, Brassicales, Brassicaceae. The coding region runs from base 409 to 1293 and encodes 294 amino acids. The transcript is spliced from 2 exons.
CUCACAUCUAGAAGCAAUUAUAAGUUCAACUCUCUUUCUCUCUCUCUAACAUCUAGAAGCAAUUGUAUAUAUGUGUAUCUAUGUGUAUAUAUAUACCUCUUUAGCUUUAUGUCAAAACCUUAUAUAAAACUAUGCAACGAAGCUUUGAACCUUCAACCUAAACCCAAAAUCCAAGUGCCCCACCAAAUGCUUCAAUCUUCUUCCACUACACAAAAAAAAACAACUUACUCCCUCUAUACCCUUUUAGCCUAAACCCUCGCUAAAAGCCAAUCCUCAAUAUAUAUAUAAUAACAAUAACAGACUUGAUUAAUUCAUAUAUCUUGUAUAUAUACAUAUAUGUAACAUUUUCAUAUCAAGACAUCAAGAAAUAAAGAUCUAACCCACAAAACAGAAAUAAGCAAAAAAGGCAUGGGAAGGUCACCGUGUUGUGAGAAAGCUCACACAAACAAAGGAGCAUGGACAAAAGAAGAGGACGAGAGGCUCAUAGCUUACAUUAAAGCUCAUGGCGAAGGCUGCUGGAGAUCUCUCCCCAAAGCCGCCGGCCUUCUCCGGUGUGGCAAAAGCUGCCGUCUCCGGUGGAUCAACUAUCUCCGGCCUGACCUUAAGCGUGGAAACUUCACUGAAGAAGAGGACGAGCUCAUCAUCAAGCUCCAUAGCCUUCUUGGCAACAAAUGGUCGCUUAUCGCUGGGAGAUUACCGGGAAGAACAGAUAACGAGAUAAAGAACUAUUGGAACACACAUAUACGAAGAAAACUUAUAAACCGAGGGAUUGAUCCAACAACUCAUAGACCAAUCCAAGAAUCGUCAGCUUCUCAGGAUUCUAAACCUACUCACCUAGAAGCAAUCACGAGUAACACCAUUAAUAUCUCCUUCGCUUCUUCCUCCUCUACUCCGAAGGUGGAAAUAUUCCAGGAAAGCACAAGUUUUCCUGGAAAACAAGAGAAAAUCUCAAUGGUUACGUUCAAAGAAGAAAAAGACGAGUGUCCAGUUGAAGAGAACUUUCCAGAUUUGAAUCUUGAGCUCAGAAUCAGUCUUCCUGAUGUUGUUGAUCAUCGUCAUCAAGGCUUGGUCGGAGAGGGAAAGACAACAACACCACGACGUUGUUUCAAGUGCAGUUUAGGGACGAUAAACGGGAUGGAGUGCAGAUGCGGAAGAAUGAGAUGCGAUGUUGUUGGAGGUAGAAACGGCAGUGGCAAGGGGAGUGACAUGAGCAACGGGUUCGAUUUUUUAGGGUUGGCAAAGAAAGAGACCAACACUUGUCUUUUUGGUUUUAGAAGCUUGGAGAUGAAAUAAUAAUAAUUGUUAAAUUUAGCUAAGGCGCGUAACUGUACAAACUCUUUUUGUGCCUAGAGAAUUGAUUCCAUUGUAAAUUCUUCAUCCCUUUGUAUGACAAAUUUACUGUUGGAUUUUAUAUAUAGUCUUGCUGAACAAUUUUUUGAGAUCGUAUAGUAUAAUUUGUAAACAUUCAAUGA